Messenger RNA from Planococcus citri (citrus mealybug), 2014 nucleotides. RefSeq lists its product as uncharacterized. Lineage: Eukaryota; Metazoa; Arthropoda; Insecta; Hemiptera; Pseudococcidae. The transcript is spliced from 3 exons. The record is from RefSeq and is a predicted model, not a curated record. The coding region runs from base 349 to 1269 and encodes 306 amino acids.
CGAAAAAAAAGAAUAUUUUGUAAAAGUUCUAAUUAGAUAACUACUGAUAGGUACUUUGUAUCACGAGAUACAUCCAUAUAACAUUAUGAAGUUGUUAGUUUUGUUUACAUACGAAAAAAAUUUCCAGAACACGGCCUAGUAGGUAGGUACCUAUAUUCAUAAUUAAAUAGCUAUAAUUAUAGUCGGGUCGAAGACAAAAAAAUCGUCCCGUUGUUCAAAUUAUCCCACAACUCGUGAAUUCAGUCGUAAUCGUAUCAUUUGCCAGUGACGAAAUACCUUCCUGGAUCACCAAGCAACAUAAUAAAUGAAUCAGAGCAUCAACAAUUCCAAUUCUGAACAGCCUGAUCGAUGGAUCGAACCGACACCAAUUUAAUCGAUCGAUUUUUGAGCAUCGGGAAACGUUUCGGUUACACGAGGACCAUAAUGAACCGUAUCCAUCUAAUGUACUGGUUCUUAGGCGAAUAUUAUCAUUCGAAAAUCUUCGACCGGAGGUUUACAUUACUUUGGAUAUUAAUUAACGUAACAGAUAUCGUAUUAUUGUUUUCUCAUCUCAUAUCCUACACAUUUUUCUCACCUACUUUAGAACUAUUCCACUUGCUUCUAGUCAGCGAUAUGAUGAUAAGCGGAGUUUACUUCAUGAUCUUGAUCCCAUUAACUACCAAUUCACAUCGUAAACGCACCACCCAAGCUUUUAAAAUCCUCGAUGCGAAUAUCGAUAUAGGUUUACAUCGAAAUCAACCAAUUGUAGGUUAUUCCACCAUCGUCGAAUUUAUUCGAGGCGAAAAGUACUCCUUGAAGGUGGCUUUUUACAUCCUUACAACCCAAUUCUGCUGCAUGGCUUGUUACAUAUUCUGCACAACUUUAGAUCUGCUCGUCGGAUACACGAAAGAUAAGCUGAGCGAUCCUAGCUACUAUCUUUAUCCUGUCUACUGCGAAGGUAUCCAGAACGCGUACACGUUUUGCGUUUUGUUAUUUUCACAAAUUAUGGCCGCUUCUCCUAUAAUAAUCACGUACUUGAUAAUUCCUUUCUUCUCCAUCGUCAUGGUACGCGAAUUUCACCGUAAAUUUCAAAUGCUUAGCGAUUCGUUGGCCUAUCAGUCUAAAUUAUUCGCAUAUCAUUACGAACAAUUGCUGAAUAAUCCGAGCUGCUCCGUGGAUCUUGAGCAAAAGGAAAAGUCAAUUUUACAAAAUUAUUUCGUACAAGAUAUCCACUCUUAUGUGCAGUUUCAUCAGAAUUUAAUAAGGUUGGUGCCUGUCAAUAUUAAUUAAGUAGAUACAUAGAAUCAAGCCUAUUAACUAUACUUAUCUAAUGAAUUAUUUUUAUUUUAUUUUUUCAGAGGUAUCUCGCAUUUGAAACCUUAUUUGGAAUUCAAUAUGUCAAUCAGCAUAAUUAUGUUUUUAUUUUUCGAAAUAUUACUUCUGUAUACUUUCAUAUUACCACAAAAUCACAAUUCCAUCAUGCGACAAAUCAAAAGUUUAAAUUAUGCUGUAAUAAUUUGCGCCAUAUUCUACGUUAAUUGUUUAGCAGGGAAAUUAUUUAAGGAUAUGGAGGAAAUGUUCAGAGAAGCAGUAUACAACAUACCCUGGUAUUACUUAUCACCAACUAACCGACAAUUAUUUUGCAUGCUACUUAACCGAGCUCAUAUGAAAAUAGAAUUCAAAGCUUUGAAAGUAUACUCGAUGAAUAUGGAACUUUUUCUGAAAUUUUGGCAACAUGUGUACACAGUGGUCAAUGUUCUAAGAAGAGUAACUGUGUAAAACCCCUCAUAUUCGAGUAGGUUUGAAAAUGAUGAAAGUGAAACGAACUAUGCGUCAGGGAAUGAGUAGAAUAUGUACGAAAAGUAAUGUUCCUUCAAUUCGUCGAAUACUCCUGAAUGUAAGGAACUGGAUAUUGUUGCAUAGUACACGAAUGAAGGAGCAUCACUUUUAAUGUAGUAGGUUAUGUAAUUGAAAUAAUAUUUGUAUCAAAUUUUUCAACCUGAUUACGUGUUGAAUAAAUAUAAGUACCUGUGUA